Medioppia subpectinata is the source of this 1831-nucleotide messenger RNA. NCBI's taxonomy places the organism in Eukaryota, Metazoa, Arthropoda, Arachnida, Sarcoptiformes, Oppiidae. The record is from the annotation of a GenBank genome assembly.
CAGACACAGAGAGCGGAGGAAAAACUUCAUUUGUCAGAAUAUAAAGUGAUUCCGUUAGAGAGUGAAUGCCUUAACUCUAAGGCCGAAAGGGAACAAUUGUAUCAAAGAGUGAAUAGUUUGGAGAGUGAACUCGAAAGCGCCGCAGAGGCCAGUCUUGAGGCCAAUCGCCUAUUGAAUGAUUUUUUGAUUUCCCAGAAAGAAAACAUUUCAGAACUCAAAGAGAGAAAUCAUAAGAUGAGUGCAGAAUUGAAACGAAUUCAAAAUGUACUCAAAGAAACUGAACAUAAUUUACAAACUGUUCAGAAGAAUAAUGAAGAUCUAAAAGCAUCGAAAAGUGAACUAAAUAGCAGUUUCACUGUUUUAGACGAACAAUAUACUAGUCUUCAGACGAAAAUGUCUGAAAUUCAUAAGAAAAAUGAAGAGCUUUUGAAUGACUCCCAAAAGUUAAUUCAAGAAAUCGAUGGUUUGAGAGAACUCAUGGCCAGAAAGGACUCGGAAAUCGAGUCUAUGAAAGGGGUUUUGUUGAGAUUGGAUGAGAAGAAUGACAUGAGUGAAGAUCAGACGGAUAACGACAUGAGUGGCAAAUCUGUGAUUAAUUUCUAUAAUAUUGUAGAAAUGGAUUUGAAACUGAAGAGCCUUUCUAUCGAUAAAAAUGAAUUAAAUGUAAAAUUGUCGCAAACAAUGAAAGAGUGCCAACAGCUUAACGAUAGAGUGAUUGCUUUAGAAACUGAAAAACAAACCCUUAAGAGUGAGUGCGAAGAGGCCGGUCGUGAUAGGCUUAGGGCUCAAACAGAACUACAAGUUCUGACCAAAUAUUAUAAGGAAAAAGAAGUGGAAUUAGGAAAAGAAAUCGGUGUUCAGCACAUCCAUCGACUCAUCAAAGAAGAGGACGCAAACUCUUUGACCACUCAAAUGGUUGCCAUUGAAGACGAAAAUGUUUCCCUUAAAAGUCAAUUGCAAUCAAUGAAAAGAGAGAUCACAGAAACGGAAAGUAAAUAUAAAAAGCAAAUCACUUUAUUGGAGAAACAGGUGCACGAAAACUGGAUCUCCGCGCGAACUGCCCAGCGAUCGCUCGAUGAGUCCAAAGCAGAGGCCACUGCUCUCAGACAAACACUCACUCAAACCUUCAAAUCUUCGGAUGGCUUUGGAGGCGAUUCUUCAUUUCUAGACGACUCUGCGAGCUCUGUCUCCUCAUUACCCGACCAUUUCGGUCACAUUCUGCCACCUAUUCCUCCGCCGCCUCCCCCUAUGAUUAAUGGAUUUAUUCCCGGAAUGCACUUACCAUACAAUGAAGGACCAGAUUCUAUGUCAUUCUGGAACCACAACCAAAUGGGACCUCAAAUGCCGCAAAUGGGACACAAUUUCUCUUCUCUCCAAACAAACGGUGCGAUCGGUAAUAACCAAAAUGUAUCGUUUGAAUCGAUGGGUUUCAACGCUCCGCCCAUGGGUUAUGCGCCACAGUUUCAGCAACAAUGGGAAUCGGCUUCAAAUCGUGAUUCUUAUUCGCCGGCAUCUCAUCGAUCCAAUAGUUCCCCGCAUUCGCACUCAUAUAUGUAUUCACAACCGAACAGUCAGUACUCGAAUCCAAUGACUGCAAUGAACUCGAUGUCGAGUCCAAUACACAAUCCAAUGGCCAAUAAUGUCGUGCAAUCAAGUGUGCCAUCACUGAAUAUGGUGUCGGAAGUGAGCCAUUGGGUCCAACCCAACGGCAAUACAUCCGACUUAAACUACAGUCACAACCAAUCGCAAGACACUUCGCGAUCCGCUUCACGCAAUGACAACCCUUUGCAGACGUCUAUCGUUUGAAUUCUCAUUUGUUUUGUUGACAACU